Molecule: messenger RNA, 947 nt
Organism: Coccinella septempunctata (seven-spotted ladybird)
Lineage: Eukaryota; Metazoa; Arthropoda; Insecta; Coleoptera; Coccinellidae
Product: methyltransferase-like protein 23
Exons: 2
Coding region: 115-807 (230 amino acids)
Cellular component (GO): nucleus; cytoplasm
Source: RefSeq, a predicted model, not a curated record
CACGUUUCAGGGUUCAGAGUUGAAAUUAAAAAAGUUCAUGGCUUUUAAUUUCAUUUAAGGUAAUUUGUGUGUUUGCCAUUUAGUCUUACUUUCUGUCUGUCUGUGCUAUGUAUAAUGAGUGAUGGUCCCACAGAGCAUAUAAAGACAUUUGUAUUUUCAUCUAAGUAUAAUGCACAAGGCAAUCCUCAGGAAGAAAAGUUAGAAGUCUUCAUACCUGAGCGGUUACAAGCUACAUAUUCAUUUUACACUUGGCCAAGUGCUUCAGUUCUAGCUUGGUUUUUGUGGGAAAACCGAAGAGAUCUGAUCGGGAAAAAAGUUCUCGAGAUUGGUGCAGGAACUGCUCUACCAGGAAUUGUUGCUGCUAAGUGUGGUGCUGAAGUAAUAGUUAGUGAAUCAGCUUUAUUGCCUAAAUCCCUUCAACAUACUAGGAGAAGUUGCCAAUUGAAUCAUCUUAGUGCUAAUCAAAUUAAAGUUGUUGGACUCACUUGGGGACUUCUUUUCGAUAAUUUAGAGAACUUCAAGUCACUUGAUAUCAUAUUAGGCUCAGAUUGUUUUUAUGAUCCUGCAGUUUUUGAAGAUAUUUUAGUGACUUUGUCAUAUUUAUUCGAAAUCAAUCCACACGCCAAAUUCAUUUGUACUUAUCAGGAGAGGAGUUCAGAUUGGUCAAUUGAACAUUUGUUAGCCAAGUGGAAAUUGAAUUGCCAAAUUCAUAAUACAAGUACGUUAGGUCAAAGUGCUGGAGUCAACAUUUUAGACCUUAUUGGCCCCCACAAUAUACAUAUAUUAGAAAUCAUAAGUGCUAACUGAGAAUGGCAAGUAAUGUGGCAAGAGCAGUUUACAAGCUUUAUGUAGGUAAUAUUCCUUGGACUGUGGGAACCAACGAUUUGAAGAAAUAUUUCUCCAAAUUUGGAAAUAUUAAUUCUGCUACAGUUGUGUUCGAUAAAAAU